Messenger RNA from Pipra filicauda (Wire-tailed manakin), 2307 nucleotides. RefSeq names its product pseudouridine synthase 10 (gene PUS10). Lineage: Eukaryota; Metazoa; Chordata; Aves; Passeriformes; Pipridae. Gene Ontology annotation, biological process: tRNA pseudouridine synthesis. The record is from RefSeq and is a predicted model, not a curated record. Gene Ontology annotation, molecular function: pseudouridine synthase activity; RNA binding. The transcript has 18 exons. The coding region runs from base 457 to 2058 and encodes 533 amino acids.
CCCGACCUCCCCCAAAUCCUGAGGUUUCGGGCUGGAAUAGGAGUACUGAGCUGCCCUCCCUCAGAUAUACUCUGAAAGUGCUGAGCUCCCUCUCCCAGCCUUGAGAUGUUGGGCCAGGCUGGGGGUGCUGAACCUCCCGAAAGAUUCCACCUCCUUCCCCCUCCUCCUUGCCCCAAAAUAUCCCCAAUAUCACCACGUUUGCCCUGAUGUGUCAAACAAUGCCAAUAUUUAACUCUCAUAAAGGUGAACUGGCAGUUUAACCUAAAAGCCUGUUUGUUCGUGUUUGCUGUUUCUUGCUGAAAGGGGAUUUGAGGUUUUCCAGGUAGCCCUUGGAUUUUUACAGCUUUCCAUAAAGAAUCCAAAUCCAGGACAAAAAAAAUCGUCGAAUUAAUAACUCUUCCCAUGCUGUAGAGGUUUUUCCACGGCUCCAGUAUUUCUGUGCCAGGAUUCCCCAGCAUGUCUUCACUAGCAGAGAAGGACAGACCAAUUGUUCAGCUCUUACUCAACGCUGGCACUUGCCCACGAUGUAUUUUGAGGUUCUGCUGUGUGGGAUCACAGACCCUUUACAGACAUCCAGACAAGGAUUUGAUGAAGGAUUUACAAGACUUCCUGAAAAAGAAUCAAGGAGAAGAAGGCACAGUUUGUUUGGAGGUGGUUGACCCACCUUGUAAGAGGAUCAGGCUUGAAGACACCGAAGAAGGUCCCGAGGAUCUGAACCACAACGGAGCCCUCCCGCGGAUUCCUUCGGAGAACGCCGGGAAUGCUGCAGUGGAGAGCUGUGCUGGGAAGGUUUGCAACGUGUGUUUGGGAAUCCUUCAGGAGUUCUGCGAGGCUGACUUUGUUAAAAGGGUGUGCCAAAAAGUUAAUUCUGCUGACUACCAGUUCACUAGUUUUGUAUUUUCUGUGUCACUCCCCCCCCAGCUCUCUGUUAGGGAGAGAGCUGCUUGGCUGGGGGUGAAGCAGGAGAUGAGGAAUCUGGGCCUUUCCUUGGAAAAGGAUGACAUUGUUCAGCUGAAGGAAGCUUAUAAGUGGAUUAUCCACCCCCAGUUGGCAGAAGAGUUGGGUGUUCCUGCUGAUGGAAAGAGUUUGUUUGAAGUCAGCGUGGUCUUUGCUCACCCAGAGACAGACGAGGAGUGCCGUUUCCUAGCCACAACCUGUCCAGACUGUUUCAAACCAGCAAAGAACAAACAGUCUGUUUUCACCAGAAUGGCAGUUAUAAAAGCCCUAGAGAAGAUAAAAGAAGAGGAUUUUCUCAAGCAUUUUCCAUGUCCCCCAAGUUCACCAAAGAACCCGUGUGAUGCUCUGGAAAUUCAGUGCAAUAACGGUGCAGUUUUUGUGGCUGGAAGGUACAACAAAUAUUCCAGGAAUUUACCUCAGACCCCCUGGAUUAUUGAUGGGGAGAGGAAGCUGGAAUCUUCAGUGGAAGAACUAAUUUCAGAGCACCUCAUGGCCGAAUUCAAAGCAGACAGCUUUAAUUUUUCUUCCUCUGGAAGAGAAGAUGUGGAUGUGAGGACACUAGGAAAUGGAAGGCCCUUUGCAAUCGAGCUGGUGAAUCCUCGCAGGAUCCACUUCACCGCCGAGGAAAUGAAGAGGCUGCAGCAGGCAAUUAAUAACUCUUCAGACAAAAUCCAGGUUCGAGACCUGCAGCUCGUCACCAGAGAGGCAAUUGGUCGUAUGAAGGAAGGUGAGGAGGAGAAGACAAAGACCUACAGUGCCUUAAUAUGGACGGACAAAGCAAUCCAGAGGGAAGACAUCGCGCUCCUGGAUGAUAUCAAGGAAUUAAAACUGGACCAGAAGACCCCUCUCCGUGUUCUGCACCGGCGGCCUCUGGCCGUGCGCUGCCGGAUCAUCCACACCAUGAGCUCCGAGUACAUCGACGAGCACCAUUUCCGCCUGCACCUCAAGACUCAGGCAGGGACCUACAUUAAGGAAUUUGUGCAUGGAGACUUUGGAAGAACAAAGCCUAAUAUUGGGUCCCUCCUGAACAGAACUGCUGACAUUCUGGAGCUGGAUGUGGAAUCUGUUGACGUCGACUGGCCUCCGACCCUGGAUAACUGACUUCCCAAGGGAUGAGGAAGCAGCAGCUCAUGACCAAACACUGUGCAGUGUUUCAGCCUGGGUGCAAAGGGUUUCCAUGGAACACUUGGAUCAUGUUGAUCUGCCAAAGGAUACCCUGACUUUGAAUCUACUUUGAACACUCUGGACCAGGUAGUGUUGGUUCAGUCUCUGGCCUUACUUUAAUUUCUUCCGUGCAUAAAAAGAUUUUGGGAAGCCAGUGCAUUCCUGAUAAAUUAUAGUUAAAGAUAA